Molecule: messenger RNA, 381 nt
Organism: Hansenula anomala
Lineage: Eukaryota; Fungi; Ascomycota; Saccharomycetes; Phaffomycetales; Wickerhamomycetaceae
Exons: 2
Coding region: 1-381 (126 amino acids)
Source: RefSeq, a predicted model, not a curated record
AUGCCAUUGAAGCACACACCAGCUACUGAAGGAUUCCUUGUCAAACAAGCACCAAUUCCAUCACCAGGAAACAACACAUUUGUGGGAGAUUUCUUCACAUCAGAUGCUCCAGAGGGACAGCAGAUGACAUGUGGGUUUUAUCAACAAUCAGUUGGUGAACCUUUAGAAUAUGAAUAUGAAUAUGAUGAAAUGAAGGUUGUACUAGCAGUUAAAGCUGACCAUUUCUAUGUUUCUGAUGAGGCUGGACAAAAGAUUGAUGCUAAAGAAGGUGACAUUUUCUAUUUCAAGAAAGGCGUAACCAUAAAAUUUGAAGUUGUUGGACCUGAGGGAAGUUAUGCUAAAAACUUCUUCACAGCUCAACGUAAACCAGAUUCUGCUUAA